Linum tenue is the source of this 1482-nucleotide messenger RNA. The record is from the annotation of a GenBank genome assembly. NCBI's taxonomy places the organism in Eukaryota, Viridiplantae, Streptophyta, Magnoliopsida, Malpighiales, Linaceae.
GAGCAGAAAGUCCCUAUAAAGAAAAAAAAGAUGCGCCCAGCGCCAAGCCAGUCGCUCAUUCCGAUUCUUCCUCUCCCGUCUUCUUCUUCUUCUUCUUCUUCCCUUUCUGUUUUUUUCUCAGAAACCAAACACUCCGCCCGCCCGCCUCCCUAACUGCAAAUCCAAUUGCCUUCCAAAAAUGGCAGCAGCAGCGGCGCCCAUAGUCCCCGACAACCUCACCAGAGACCAGUACGUGUACCUGGCCAAGCUCGCCGAGCAAGCCGAGCGCUACGAGGAGAUGGUCCAGUUCAUGCAGAAGCUCGUGCUCGCUUCGACCCCCGCGGCCGAGCUCACCGUCGAGGAGCGGAACCUCCUCUCCGUCGCCUACAAGAACGUCAUCGGCUCCCUCCGCGCGGCCUGGAGGAUCGUCUCCUCGAUCGAGCAGAAGGAGGAAGGGAGGAAGAACGAGGAGCACGUGGCGCUCGUCAAGGACUACAGAUCCAAGGUGGAGAGCGAGCUCUCCGACAUCUGCGCCAGCAUCUUGAACUUGCUCGACUCGAAUCUGGUGCCGUCCGCGGCAUCCAGCGAGUCCAAGGUCUUCUACUUGAAGAUGAAGGGGGAUUACCACAGGUAUUUGGCCGAGUUCAAGGCUGGGGAUGAGAGGAAGACCGCUGCGGAAGAUACUAUGCUUGCUUAUAAGGCUGCUCUGAAGGAGAUUGCUGCUGCGGAUCUUGCCCCAACGCAUCCUAUUAGGCUGGGUCUGGCGCUCAAUUUCUCCGUGUUCUACUUCGAGAUCCUCAACCAGUCUGACAAAGCUUGCAGCAUGGCUAGACAGGCUUUUGAGGAAGCCAUUGCUGAAAUAGACACAUUGGGGGAAGAAUCGUACAAAGACAGCACCUUGAUCAUGCAACUUCUGAGGGACAACCUCACUCUUUGGACAUCAGAUGUGCAGGAACAAUUAGACGAGCCCUAGAGAUGGCCGGCAGGAUAUCAAGAAUCAACUUGGGUGGGGAAGCAGUCCUAGUCUUCUUUUGUGGAGGAGGUGGGCUUUGAAUGUCAUGUUUAUUCGUGGUCCUGAUUAUAACCUGAAAAGUCUGUGUUUAGUUUGAUGGGAGAACUUUUGCAUCGACACACUAUGAAUGAGAUGCUGAUUUUUCCUUGUAUUGAACUUUGCUUGCGAGUCGCAGUCCCAGAAAAGUAUAGCCAUAUUAUCAUUCAUGUGCCUUCCCUUUUUGCUUUGUGCUUUGGUGGUCGGUUUGGCUUUUAUGUUAUUUUGACCUUGAACGCAGCGAUAACAGUAGUCCACUUAGCCGUGAUUUGUUGUUUUGGGGAUGGCAACGAGUUUGCUUGCUCUCUAAAUCACGAUUUUAAAAUAGUAAUUAUCCUCGAUCGAAAGUUGCUGAGUACUAUGAACUAUCAAACUAUAGUUGUAUGUGGUUCGCAGUUCGGAGAGACUUUUGCCUAGUUGAAAAUUCGUAUUGCGCACUAACGAAAAAAAUGAGU